AUGGUGCUUACAGAGGUUUUGAGUCGGGGGCUCCUCCAGACUCCAACUUGCUUUCGUUGCCCUGCCUGUGCAGAAUUGACGUGCCCUCUGCGGACGACAAAAGGUGCUGGCAGAUGGGAGGACAUGAAGGACCAGAUCGGCAGCUUCUUGCAGGCCAACACAUACAGAGACAUGCUGGAAGUAGGAAGAUGGAAAGUGGAGGAUGUGGACACUGCGUUGCGUGCUCAGGCAGACAAGAUAGCUGCGGAGAUGUCAGGCUCAAGCCAGCCGUCGUCACCUGGACCUUGCAUCCCCAAGGACACCCUCGCCUUGCCUUGUUCGGGCCUGCCGCUUUCAAGGCAGUCAUUUGACUGGUACUAG
Messenger RNA from Symbiodinium natans, 360 nucleotides. Lineage: Eukaryota; Dinophyceae; Suessiales; Symbiodiniaceae. The record is from the annotation of a GenBank genome assembly.